AUGCCCGUCUCGCCAGGCGCGAUCAUUGGUCGGAUCUUUGUUGCGCUCUCCUCGAUCUACCUGGCGCCUUCAGUGCCUCCACCCUUCCCGGAUCGCCUCGCGCAACUCGACCCGUCCUCAUCAUCGCUGGACAAUGAGAUCUACGACAACCAGUCGUUCGACUGGGGCCGGUCAGGGCUGGAGCUUCUCAACCCUGCCCGUGUCGGAUACUUCAUGGACAAGCUGCAUCGUCAUGUGUCAACUCAUUCGAGAGGGACGAUUACGAUCCUCGACCUGGGGUGUGGAGGGGGUCUUGCGAUUGAGGCGAUCCACUCUGCGCUUGUCGCCUCCGCCUCCGACAGCUCGACUAUCUCACAGACCAAGUCGGGACUUGUGGUGGACGGUCGGACAUACAAGCUGAUCGGCAUCGACGUGUCCGUGCGCUCCAUCGAAACCGCUCGUCAACGUGCAGCAUCCAAGUCGAUGUCAAUCGAGUAUAUCGUGGGCGACAUCUACGCCCUCCCCUUUGACGCCGCCUCGAUCGACGGCAUCAUCUGCAGUGACGUCCUCGAACACCUCUUCGACCUCCCCUCGGCAUUCCAUUCCAUCGCCCACUGCCUCGCUCCCAACGGCUUCUUCUCGUUCGACACGAUCAAUCGCACCCCCACCUCGUACUAUCUUACGAUAUGGAUUCUGCAGGAUUUGCUCAGAGCGAUGCAGGGCGACGCUCACGAUCAUAGGAUGUACGUCACUCCGUUAGAGGUCCACGCCGUGAUGCGACGGAGCGGCCUACGACCGGGACCGGACAAGGAUCUGGUCGGGAUGAGACCAGGGAUUAGAUUUCCUCCAGUGGCGCUGUACAGGCUCAUGACCGGACAAGGGUUCAUCAACAGCGUGCUGGCAGACUUUAGACUGACGAGCGAUUUGAGCAUCUCGUAUCUGCAUUGGUGCGAGAAGCCGUCGUCCUAG
Molecule: messenger RNA, 948 nt
Organism: Kalmanozyma brasiliensis GHG001
Lineage: Eukaryota; Fungi; Basidiomycota; Ustilaginomycetes; Ustilaginales
Product: Methyltransferase domain protein
Exons: 1
Coding region: 1-948 (315 amino acids)
Molecular function (GO): S-adenosylmethionine-dependent methyltransferase activity
Source: RefSeq, a predicted model, not a curated record